UCCACGAGCACCGAAGCGGAUAAAGCGUCCCCCACCUCCUCUCCUCCAACGAGCGCCUCCUCCUCCUCCUCCUCUCUUCCACUCCCUCCCCUCCACCAUCGCCUCCUCUACUCCGCCGCGCGCUCCCUCGCCGUGCAUGAAACCCUAACCCCACCUAAACCCUCGCCGAACCUCCCCCCCCCACCCCCUCCGCGAUGGCCAAGUCGCUCCUCUCCUCCUCCCUCCUCCCCUCGCUGCCCCGCGUCGCGGGCGCCGCGAGGCUGCCGCUUCUCCCGUCGCUGCGCUCCCUCCGCCGCCGACGCGCCGGGGCGUGCAGGGUGAGGGCGAGCCUGCACGGGCUCGAGUCGGUCGGGGGACUCCAGGCCGCGCUGGAGCGCGCCGAGGCGGCGCUCUUCACGCUCGCGGACGCCGCGGUCGUCGCGGUCGACGCGGCCGCGGGGGCAGGAGGAGGGGAUGCCGAGCAGGCGGCCGCGGCGGUUCAGAAGAACGGGGGGUGGUUCGGGUUCAUCUCCGAGGCGCUGGAGGUCGUUCUCAAGGUGCUAAAAGAUGGUCUGUCAACAGUUCAUGUGCCUUACUCAUACGGAUUUGCGAUCAUUCUGCUCACCAUCAUAGUGAAGGCUGCGACUUUGCCUCUAACAAAAAAGCAGGUCGAAUCAACUCUGGCGAUGCAGAAUUUACAGCCACAGAUCAAGGCAAUCCAGCAGAGAUAUGCAGGCAAUCAGGAAAGGAUACAGCUAGAGACUGCUCGGCUAUAUAGGCAAGCUGGAGUCAACCCGUUAGCAGGAUGUUUUCCAACUUUGGCAACAAUACCUGUCUGGAUUGGUCUUUACCAGGCCCUUUCGAAUGUGGCAAAUGAGGGAUUGUUGACAGAAGGAUUUUUCUGGAUUCCUUCAUUGGGAGGCCCAACAACGAUUGCUGCUCGGCAAAGUGGUGCUGGCAUUUCUUGGCUCUUCCCUUUUGUGGAUGGUCAUCCUCCAUUAGGCUGGCAUGACACGAUAGCUUAUCUCGUGUUGCCUGUACUACUUGUUGCUUCUCAGUACGUCUCUAUGGAGAUCAUGAAGCCACCACAGAGCGAUGACCCAUCACAGAAAAACACACUGCUCGUUUUGAAAUUUCUUCCGUUUAUGAUUGGAUAUUUCUCUUUGUCAGUGCCAUCGGGAUUGUCCAUUUAUUGGUUUACGAACAAUGUCCUCAGCACAGCCCAGCAGGUGUGGUUACGGAAAAUGGGAGGAGCAAAGCCUGUAGUCAGUGAGGGAGGUAGUGGAAUAAUUACAGCAGGACGAGCAAAACGCUCCAAUGCUCAACCAUCUGGUGAAAGGUUUAGGCAGCUAAAAGAAGAAGAGAACAGGAGAAAAUUCAACAAAGUGCUUGCUUCAGGAGAUUCAGUUUCAGCAUCGUCUAUAUCAGAGGAUGAAGACUUGGAUGAUGAGACCACAGAAGAGGGAGGGCCUGUAGAGGAUGCAUCCAAUGCUGGUAGCAACAAGAAACUUCCAAGUUACUCUGGGAAGAAGGGCAAAAGAUCGAAAAGGAAGCGCAUGGUGCAGUAAUGUGGCAGAGCCAAAUUGGAUUCAUUUUUGUCACAACUGGUAAGUGUUAAUUUAGUUGACCAAUUCAAUGCCACAAUUGAUCUCGGAGACAAUUUUGAUGGUCGCUUAGAGGCCUACGCUUCAAGUGCAGACAAAUAGAUAAUUUCUGGGGUCACAGGUAAUUUGGGUAAAUUGUGAGAUGAAGUAGUUCAGUACAUGCUAUAAUAUAGGUUUGAGAGGGUAAUCGACAGGGGCCAGGGCUUGAGUAUAUGUGUAAGCAGAGGAGAUGAUCUUUAGAAGUAGAAAAAAAUACUCUCGCGUUAUUCUGUAAGUUGGGUUCCAAAAUUGGGCAGCAACUGGAUCAUCCAGAAUCCAGACUACUGAUAUGCAUUCCUUUUUCGCUCUUGUAAACGGAUAAAAUUGUUUCAGGGGUACAUUGCGCAGGCUGACAACCAUCCUCAUACGAAGGAGUUUGAUUCAACUUGUCAUUGUGUUGUCAGAAUUGUAAAGUAAUGAACUUGUGCUAAUAAUCUCUGGGCCCGGUAGAGUAAAGUGGUAAAUUUGUGUUGA
This is a messenger RNA of Phragmites australis (common reed), 2096 nucleotides long. Its product is annotated as inner membrane protein ALBINO3, chloroplastic-like. The transcript is spliced from 12 exons. Gene Ontology annotation, cellular component: chloroplast thylakoid membrane. Gene Ontology annotation, molecular function: membrane insertase activity. Lineage: Eukaryota; Viridiplantae; Streptophyta; Magnoliopsida; Poales; Poaceae. Gene Ontology annotation, biological process: thylakoid membrane organization; protein localization to chloroplast; protein insertion into membrane. The coding region runs from base 195 to 1547 and encodes 450 amino acids. The record is from RefSeq and is a predicted model, not a curated record.